Molecule: messenger RNA, 939 nt
Organism: Dentiscutata heterogama
Lineage: Eukaryota; Fungi; Glomeromycota; Glomeromycetes; Diversisporales; Gigasporaceae
Source: the annotation of a GenBank genome assembly
AUGUUUCUGUCAGACGUUACUAAUAAUCCCUUAAUGGAAAAAUUCUUGAUUCAAACGAAAGAAUUUGUAACGUGGACACAACAAAAUGAACGUGAAUUUUUUGAAGAAGUUAUGAAAAUUAAUUUCUUUGUUCCGUUAGUUUUUUUGGGUGGGACGCUUUUUAUCACUGCUCCUUAUGGAAAGUUUCAAUGGAAUAGUUUAAGACUUCCGGGAAAAUUUGCGUGGUUGUUUCAAGAGUCCUUUUCACCUAUAGUAUUUAUAUACAGUUUUUUUAUAAAGAAUCUUUUCUCCAUUACCAUUUUCACUGACGCAACUUAUACUACAACUCAAAUAAUUCUUGCUUCAUUCUGGAUAAUACAUUAUACAAACAGAGUGAUAAUAUAUACUUAUCGAGCUCCAAACAUUGCACCUAUUCAUAUAUUACCUGUGCUUGUUGCUAUAUUUUAUAAUAUUAUUAAUGGAUAUACUAAUGCACGUUGGAUUUCACUUUUUGGUAGAGAUAAUUACCUGUAUGAUGAAAAUGGACAGGACAUUUGUAAAACACCAAGAUUUAUUCUAGGUGUUUUUAUUUUUUUAUUAGGAAUGAUGAUUAAUAUUCAUCAUGAUAAUAUUUUAUUUUCAUUACGAAAUAAUCUUGAUAAAUCCACUACUAAAUCAGAAUCUGUUAAAGUAAUAACUAAUACAAAUUCUUCUAGUAGAUAUGUAAUUCCAAAUGGUGGAUUGUUUAAUUAUAUAACAUGCCCACAUUAUUUUGGUGAAAUAAUUGAAUGGAUAGGUUUCGUAAUUGCAACUUGGUAUAGUUAUCCUGCAGUUUUGUUCUUAAUGGCUACGAUUGCGAAUCUUGUACCGCGAGCGAAAAGUAAUUUAAAUUGGUACAGAGAGAAAUUCGGUGAUAUGUAUCCAAAGAAUAGAAAGGCUAUUGUUCCUUUUGUUUGGUGA